AUGAUUUCAGUUGAACUCAUUGCAGUAUUGCCAGCUAUUUUAAAUAAUUAGUUCCUUUGCAUUGGUAAAAAUUAUUUUCUUUAACUGAAUAUUGGAAAGUAUAACUAUUUACAUGUCUUAAUACUUGCAAUUUUUAGUAAUAAUAACCUUGAAUUUUUAUAUAUUUUUUCACUAUUUUCAUUAAGAAUUUUCUGGGCUCAGAAUAAUUUAAUAAUGUUUGUGAUUCUAUUUAAAUUCUCCUCUACUCCACUCUCAAUAUCCUGCACUAUAAUUUUUACUCUAAAUUCAAUCGGUCAUUACUAGACAUUGAGUUUAUCUGUGCCUCCAAAAUUUAAAGGUGAAAUAUAUAUUCUUACCUGCUAGCUAAUAUUAAAAUUAUAGAAUUCAUUAUAUAUUUUAAUAAUAUUUCUGAAUAAUAAUUACAAACAAGCACUCCAAAACUAUUUAUUAGAAUGCUUAUAUUAGAUUCACAAACUAUUGAUUAUAUAUACCAAAUAUAAAUUUAACUUUUAAUUAACAUUUAAUAUUUUGUUAACAUAAUAACUAAUGCAAAGUGAAUUCCCUGAGAGAGCCCAGCCCUUAGCUAAUGAAGAAGUAGAACCUUAAAUUCUAGAACUUGCAUAAUAAGCAGCUGCCUUAAAAUAAUUAAAAAAAGGAGCCAAUGAAACCACCAAAACAUUAAAUAGAGGUAUUGCAGAAUUAGUCAUUAUUGCUGCUGAUACAACUCCAUUAGAGAUUGUUCUUCAUUUACCAUUAUUAUGCGAAGAUAAGAAUGUCCCUUAUGUUUUUGUCAAGAGCAAGGUAGAUUUGGGUAGAAUGUGUGGUACUAGUAGAAAUGUUGUUGCAUGCUCAAUUAUCAAGGAUAAAAACUCAAGAAUUAAUUAAAAUAUCACAUACCUUAAGGAUUUGUGCGAAAGACUCCAAAUCAAUCAGGAGGCAUGAUCAUUAUAAAAUAUGUACAUUAAAAAUCAAUAUAAAUACU
Paramecium tetraurelia is the source of this 982-nucleotide messenger RNA. RefSeq lists its product as uncharacterized. The record is from RefSeq and is a predicted model, not a curated record. Gene Ontology annotation, molecular function: RNA binding. Lineage: Eukaryota; Ciliophora; Oligohymenophorea; Peniculida; Parameciidae. The transcript is spliced from 4 exons. Gene Ontology annotation, cellular component: precatalytic spliceosome; small-subunit processome; nucleolus. Gene Ontology annotation, biological process: ribosome biogenesis; maturation of SSU-rRNA; mRNA splicing, via spliceosome.